Messenger RNA from Durotheca rogersii, 840 nucleotides. RefSeq lists its product as uncharacterized. The record is from RefSeq and is a predicted model, not a curated record. The coding region runs from base 153 to 707 and encodes 184 amino acids. NCBI's taxonomy places the organism in Eukaryota, Fungi, Ascomycota, Sordariomycetes, Xylariales, Xylariaceae. The transcript has a single exon.
GGAAGAGGGAGAGGUACUAGCCACACCUGAGGUGGGCUGCUGUGGUGCCUGGCCACACUGGCUAACAGGGACCAGGGUAGUAGCAGCAAAGGAAGUCUGGGGCCUGAGACGACUCGCUGGAGCCGAGACGCGGGGCGAUUACGCAGGGUGUUAUGAGAAAGGGGUCACAUGCCCAUCUAUGUCGCCUGCAUGCGUCAAUAUAUGUAUGUAGGUGUGUGUGCGUCGAGGCAGAGUGUGCCGACAUGUGUGUGUUUAUCGGCUGCAUUCAGGUGUCCUCCUUUUUUCCCCUGGCCACACCCAGCAAAUGCCUACCGUGGAUGCGGGUGCCAAGCCGGUCGGUUAGGCGGGCAUCAAACCGACGCCGCCGCUGCCGCGUUCGAAGCAGCCCCUUCCGGGGGCUGCCCCCCCUCUCCUUCGCCUUGCUGCUGAGCGCGCUCUUGUCUGGCCUUGAACAUCAAGAUGGCGAAGUCUCGGAUUUUGCCGAUGCCGCCCCAGGCGAGAAGCGCGAAAAUCGAGACCAGGAUGACGACCACGACGCCGAUCACCACGUUUUGGCCCGGCACCAUCUCCUCGGUGUGUGUUAUUUUAUUUUUUCCCCUUUUGGCUCUUCACUUGUGAUGAGGCUGGUCAGGCUGGUUUGGCUGGCUGGUCGCGCGGUUCUUGUCUCCGGGUCACUGGUAGGCAAAGACGCGGCAAUCCUGAGGUAGUGCUGUUGGCGGAGAUAGUUCCGAGACGAGAUCCUGCAGACUUGAAGGGGGGAGGGAGUGGGAAUGGACGACGUUCCCGCCGAUGUUCCAGGUGUUUGCUCCUCCUUGGUGGACCAGCAUGUUGCCAGCGCUC